Melampsora larici-populina 98AG31 is the source of this 828-nucleotide messenger RNA. RefSeq lists its product as uncharacterized. The transcript has 4 exons. The record is from RefSeq and is a predicted model, not a curated record. The coding region runs from base 1 to 828 and encodes 275 amino acids. NCBI's taxonomy places the organism in Eukaryota, Fungi, Basidiomycota, Pucciniomycetes, Pucciniales, Melampsoraceae.
AUGUCUGAUAAAAAAGAAAACACUUCGACUCAAGAUGAUCCUGAAGGUUGUUUCAAGAUCGAUCCUGAACAUCAAUAUCCUGAUCGAAUCAUCAGUCGAUUACGAUUAGUAGAUGGAUUUGGAAAACCGAUUGUUAAUCCGAAAUUAUUAUUCAGAGAUUGUGAAGUAGUUGGAUUCUUCUUUGCAACACUUUGGAAUCCACAUAAACAAGAAUUUCAUAAUCAUGUUUUAGAUUUUACUCAAAAACAUCCUCAUCGAUUUAAAUGUGUUUAUGUUAGUAUUGAUUCAAAAAAAUCAGAUUUCGAUCUAGCUACCAAAGAUAAAGCUUGGGUUCAUAUGGCUUGGAAUGAUGGUAGCAAUCUUGAUGAUCAAGUAGAAGAAAGCGAUGAAAGUUUUUCCGAAUUCGUUUCACCAUACGAUACAAAAUUACUCAAUGAAAUCUUUUCAAAUCUUGGAGCUGAUACAACUGAUCCACCUAAUACUUUCUUAUCAGAUUCAAGACCGAUUUCAAGAGUUAGUUUAGUCCAACAAAUGAAUAUAUUAUCUACACCUACUUUAUCUAUUUAUCAUUCAAAGAAACAUACUUGGUUAGAUCAAAACGUUAGACAUUCUUUAUUUGAAUCACCUGAACAAAGAACUAAAGCAUGGGAAAGUUGGGAGAAAGGUGAAUCGAUUGGAUUAACUUGGUCUGUUUUAAUUAAAUUAGAUGAUUCAUUUAAUCUUGUAAACUUAACUGAGAAUUUAAUGGGUUUAGGUAAACCUUCAAAUUUAAAUCCAUCACCUAUUGAAUCAAGACCUAAAUCUAAUCAUCUUUAUUCAGAAUUUUAA